Alosa alosa (allis shad) is the source of this 2662-nucleotide messenger RNA. RefSeq lists its product as uncharacterized. The transcript has 4 exons. Lineage: Eukaryota; Metazoa; Chordata; Actinopteri; Clupeiformes; Clupeidae. The record is from RefSeq and is a predicted model, not a curated record. The coding region runs from base 110 to 1753 and encodes 547 amino acids. Gene Ontology annotation, molecular function: GTP binding.
CUGAGCUCACCUUCAGAACACAUAGAAGAGCUGGUGGCCAGAGGUGGGUCAGUCUGGAGAUUACAGCACAAAUUACAGGAGAUUACAGUGUCUGUUUACAGUGCACUAUAUGUCAAAUUAUCACAAAUCCAGAGUACCGGAAGGAAUACCCAUGGCAUACCGCAACUUCAUAAAAGGCCCAAUAGAAGCCCUUAAUCUGACAAAAAGAGGAAGUCAUACCUGCUACAGACUUGAGACAACAAGAGAAUAUCUUCAUGAUAAGCAGUGGAAACGUCAUGAUGAAAGUUCAACAUCACGUAAUGCAAAAAUCAGACGAUGGAGAUAUGGAGAGGAGAACAGAAACAAACUCAACAAAACUAUUUUGCUGGUAGGUGAAACAGGAUCAGGGAAGACCACUCUCAUCAAUGCCUUAGUCAAUUACAUGAUAGGAGUGAAAUUUGAAGAAAAAGUGUGGUUCGAGAUCACAGAGGAGGAUAGUGAAAAACAGUCUGUAUCCCAAACAUCAGCUGUCACAGUGUACGAGGUCCAUGAUGUGAAGCAGUUGAUUUCUUUGACCAUAAUUGACACCCCAGGAUAUGGAGACACACAAGGUGUGGAGCAUGACAAGACCAUCGCUGACAGUUUACGUGAACUGUUUGAGUCAUAUAGAGGAAUUGAUCGAAUUGACGCCGUUGGUCUUGUGGUCAAAGCAUCACAGAAUCGAGUGACGGACGCCCAGCGUUACAUCUUUGAAUCAGUUCUGUCCUUAUUUGGCAAAGAUAUAGAAGAUAACAUAGUGAUCCUCAUUACACACUCGGAUGGACUGCCCCCUACAGGUGCUCUUGAUGCCAUCAAAAAUGCAGAUACAAGAUGUGCCAAGCAUAAGCAUGGGGAACCAAUUCAUUUUCUAUUCAACAACCGACAGAAUCAGCCACACAAGGAACAUCAAGCUAAACUUUACAAAAGAAUUUGGAACUCAGGAGAAGAGAGCGCCGAGGAUCUUUUAAAGUUUUUACAACGAGUCAAAGGACAAAGCCUGAGGAUGACGGGAGAUGUUCUAAAGCAGAGAAUGCAACUUGAGGCAAUCCUAUGUGACUUGUUUACAACCAUUAACUUGGUGGACGAGGACGAGAAAGAAGAGGAGCGCAUCAAUGGCAUUGUGAGAGAAAACAAGGCAAAACUAGACAACAAUGAGAGCUUUGUGUAUAUUGCCAAGGAGACAAAGAUGAAGAAAGUUCCAAUAAAGGAUCACUUUAAAUUCUGCUAUGAAAAGGCAAUGUGCUGUGAUGUGUGCAAAAAGAACUGCCAUUUCCCUGGCUGUACAUGGGUAGUAAGGCUAAAUUGGUGUUCUGUGAUGUCAGGUAAUAUGUGCACAGUUUGUGGAUGCUCCUAUAAAGCUCACACAAAAGAGGACAAACUCUACAUGCCAGUCACCGAAGAAGUCGAGAAAACAAAUGAAGAUUUAAAGAGAGAGAUUCAAGAUGUUUAUGGGAAACAUGUGGACAUACAAGAGAACAUUGAGAAGAGGCUAACUGAAAAUAGACAGCGAAUGUCCCAACUGUUGGAAGAAGCAUACAGAGGCAUCAUUGAUUUGGAUGAAAUAGCCCUGCAUCAGGAAUCUCUGAACUUCCAUGUUGAUUUUGAUAUGCUGAUUACAAAGCUGAGUGAAACCGGUCAAACUGAAAAGGUUCUGAAACUGAAAGAAAUAAAUGAUAGGGCUCCGACUGACAAGUAUUCAAGUGGAUUUCGGGGGAAAUUUCAGAAAACAGAUUAGUAUUCCUGAAACUUUACAUUGAUCAUAAAGCUUCUCAUACCACUGCUAUGCAGACGACACACAGCUCUUUCGGUCCUUUCCACCUGAUGAUUCCUUGGUCUCUGCACGGAUCUCUGAUUGCCUCUCAGACAAAUCUACAUGGAUGAAGGCACGCCACCUCCAGCUAAACAUCUCAAAAACCAAACUGCUGGUCUUCCCAGCUAAACCUACUACAUCAUCACAUCAAAAUCAAAAUUGACCCCGUCUGUUGCACCUACCAGGGCUGCAAGAAAUGUAGGAGUUACCUCGGUUGCCAGGUCGUGUCGUUUCACACUCUACAACAUACGGAAAAUCAGGACUUGCCUGACUCAAUACCCAACUCAUGGUACAGGCCAUAGUCAUCUCACGACUUUACUACUGUAAUGCUCUCCUGACAAGUCUCCCAGCCUGCACGGUGAAACCCCUUCAGAUGAUCCAGAACACGGUGGCACGCUUGGUCUUCAACCAACUCAAAAGGGCACGUUUACCCUGCUGCUCACUCAGCUACACUGGCUACCUGUGGCCGCCCGCAUUAAAUUUAACGCUUGCCUAUAAAGUACUCUCUAGUUCUACUCCCACUUACUUGAAUGCCCUCAUACAGGCAUAUGUUACCUACUGACCGUUGCGCUCUGCCAUUCGUACGCUUAGGGCAAUCCAAACUUUAUUCAUCUGUUGUUCCCUGUUGGUGGAAUGCGCUACCAGUUCCAACCAGAGCAGGAGCGUCCUUCACUACACUUCUUCACAGAGUAUCUCCUCUCGUAGCACUACCUACCUACUUGCUAAUUCUAGCACUUAUUCUAGCACCACCUGACUACAACUGACACUUGACUGUAUGGAAGUAGCACUGACUGGAGCACUAACUUGUCCUUAUUGUACUCUACCUUGAUUGUU